Messenger RNA from Fulvia fulva, 441 nucleotides. RefSeq lists its product as uncharacterized. The transcript has a single exon. The record is from RefSeq and is a predicted model, not a curated record. NCBI's taxonomy places the organism in Eukaryota, Fungi, Ascomycota, Dothideomycetes, Mycosphaerellales, Mycosphaerellaceae. Bases 1 to 441 code for a protein of 146 amino acids.
AUGGCUGGCCGCGCUGUGGAGAACACAUUUCGUGACUUAAGGUCGGCAUCGAAAGCCCGCAAACGCAAGCGCAAGGCCUCACGAAAGUACUACGGCUGGAAAUACAUCAAGACAGGUCAACUCAACGCACCACACCUCGACAUGGAACAUCAUGACGCCUUCCGACCAUUGUGGGAAAGUGCACUACCGGCGGAGGCUGAGACCAUCACAAUGACCAAGGCAGUGAUGUACCGACAAGCACAACGCUGGCCUCGUCCACCAACUUACCACAGACAAUCCAAGGAAAAGGAAAUCUGGCCCUGGAGCUUUCGCAUUGAACGCCGCCGCGAACUGCAAAAACAUCCCAACGUCGACUUCAAAGACCCAUGGACCGUCUACUACGACAGCCUUUUCUCAGAAUCCGACUCACGCGACGACUGGGACGAGGUCUACGACCUGUGA